This is a messenger RNA of Pristis pectinata (smalltooth sawfish), 1410 nucleotides long. RefSeq names its product testis-specific serine/threonine-protein kinase 1-like. Bases 1 to 1410 code for a protein of 469 amino acids. Gene Ontology annotation, biological process: protein phosphorylation; microtubule cytoskeleton organization; intracellular signal transduction. Gene Ontology annotation, molecular function: ATP binding; protein serine/threonine kinase activity; tau-protein kinase activity. Gene Ontology annotation, cellular component: cytoplasm. The record is from RefSeq and is a predicted model, not a curated record. NCBI's taxonomy places the organism in Eukaryota, Metazoa, Chordata, Chondrichthyes, Rhinopristiformes, Pristidae. The transcript has a single exon.
AUGGAUGAUGGAGUGGUCUUGAAGAAACGAGGCUAUACCUUGGGGGUCAACCUGGGAGAGGGGUCGUACGCCAAGGUCAAGUCUGCCUAUUCCGAACGCCUGAAGACUAACGUGGCUGUUAAGAUCAUUGAUAGGAAGAAGGCGCCCACUGACUUCCUGGAGAAGUUCCUUCCCCGCGAGCUGGAGAUCUUGGCCAUGCUCAACCACCGCUACAUCGUCAAAACCUUUGAGAUCUUUGAGACUUCCGAUGGAAAGGUUUACAUCAUCAUGGAGCUGGGCGUGCAGGGAGACCUGCUGGAGUUCAUCAAGACCAGGGGUGCCCUGCCGGAGGAGGUGUCACGCAAGAUGUUCCGCCAGCUGGCUCUAGCCGUCAAGCACUGUCACGAACUGGGUGUCGUCCACCGGGAUCUCAAGUGCGAGAAUCUCCUCCUGGACAAGGACUUCAACGUCAAACUCUCCGACUUUGGCUUCGCCAAGCGCUGCAGUACAGAUGACCAAGGGAGACCCUUGCUCAGUAAGACCUUCUGUGGUUCUGCAGCGUAUGCAGCCCCCGAGGUUCUACAAGGCAUCCCUUACCAACCCAAAGUGUAUGAUGUUUGGAGCCUUGGGGUGAUUCUUUUUAUCAUGGUGUGCGGAUCAAUGCCCUAUGACGACUCCAAUAUCAAAAGGAUGCUCAGGAUACAGAAGGAACACAGAGUGGACUUCCCCCGAUCAAAGGUUGUGCCUCCAGAUUGCAAAGAGCUGAUCUACCGCAUGCUUCACCCUGACACAAGCAAGCGUCUCACCAUCGACGAGGUCUUGGAGCACCCCUGGCUCUUCGCCAGCAAAAUGAAGGAUUCUUCGGCAUCCAAAAAAUUGGAAGCAGCCUCGGAGAAGCACGGGCACAAGAAGGACGAGAAGCACAAUGGCAAGAGCGAGCAGAAGCGCGAGCAGAAGUACCAGUGGGAGCUGGAAACAGGGCACGAAUGGGUGGACAUGAAACACGAGGCGAAGCACGAGUGGAUGAACAUGAAGCGGGAGAAGGUGGAUGGCAAGCAGGAGGAGCAGGUGCCGGUCGACAGUGAACCCUUGCCCACAGGAAGGACUGAAGAGGAAAUGCACCAGCAAAAAGGGGGUCCGAAAUCAGAAUACAAGGAAGGGACUAAGGUGGGCACGAAGCAGGACAAGUCCAAGACAGAAGGUGAGAUUAGUGGCAAGUUUGGGGAAGCAAAGAUGGAGCAAAAAGCCAGCCGGCGCAAGUCUAGGAGCCUGAGGCUGACCAACGAGGAUCAGCCGGAUGACAGCGAAGUUUACCCCGACCAGGAGAACUUCGUCGAUGCGCAGAGCAAAGCAGAGCUGAAAAAAGUGAGUUCGAAAAGGUCAAAAUCUGUCGAAAAGAAGGGCAAACAUUCGAGCAAAUCCCGCACCUAG